Molecule: messenger RNA, 1416 nt
Organism: Durotheca rogersii
Lineage: Eukaryota; Fungi; Ascomycota; Sordariomycetes; Xylariales; Xylariaceae
Product: GatB/YqeY domain-containing protein
Exons: 2
Coding region: 454-1068 (204 amino acids)
Cellular component (GO): mitochondrion
Molecular function (GO): carbon-nitrogen ligase activity, with glutamine as amido-N-donor
Source: RefSeq, a predicted model, not a curated record
UUAUCUGUUAUUAUUCGUUAUUAUUCCUCGUCUUUCCCUCGGUUUUGGCGACCAGUUUAUGCCCCUGUAUAUCGAUAUGCAUGGCGGCGAUACUUCUGUACUGGGGUGUUGCUUAUAUCGGCCACCGAUAAGGUGGUUUUCCCAGAAUCUUCGCGGAAAGAGGGCCGCCAAUAGGAGCUGCCACUGAAACCUUCGUGAAUCGAAAUAUUUAUCGGUCCUACCAAGACGGUGACGAUCGUGAUAUCUAGGCCUCCCCCCCCGUUCCGAGAUUGGACGCCUGCGCUCGGGCACCAAACACCUGGUCGAGCCGGGUUUUUUUUUCUUGCCUGCUCACCGCAACCAGGGAUCACAAUCGAUUGGCGCACCCGUCGGUCAAGCUUCCCCUGAAAUCCUACCGCUGCGAGAAUCGAACGACGCUAAGGCGCGACGGCGGAUCACGAAAUUAUCUGAACCAUGGCUGCCCUGCGACCGACCCGCGGCAUCGCGGAACGCCUGUUCAUGCGCGCACGGCUCUCUUCGCCGACCCCUGCCGGGCCGCAACUGCUCAGUCGCCGAAGCGGAUGUGUGCGAUUCUACUCGAGCGACGAGCCGCCCCCGCCCCCGCUGCUGCUGAGGCUUAAGGCUGACCUGAAGACGGCGCUGCGCGGCAAAGACGCUCCCCGCCUGGUCGCCAUCCGGGGCAUCCUCGCCGCCGUCCUCAACGCCUCUAAGACCUCGAGCCCCAUCACCUCGGACUCCCGCCUCAUUGAGCUCAUACGCGGGACCCAGCGCGCCUCACGCCAGGCCAUCGCCGAAUUCGCCGCCGCUGAUCGCCAGGACCUCGUCGACCACGAACAGGCCCAGGUCACCGUGCUCGACGACUUCCUCCACGCGGCCGGCGUCCGCAUCGUCGAGGACGAGGGCGAGAUCCGCGCUGCCGUCGACAAGGUCAUCAACGCCAUCGGCGACAAGCCCAGCAUGAACGAGAUCAUGAAGCGGGUGCUUGGGGCUGGUGGUCCUUUCGAGGACGGAAGGGUCGAUAAGCAACUGGUCGCCAAGGUCGUGAAGGAGUUAGUCGCUGAUCGAUAGGCCAGUUGGCUGGUUGAUAAGUGCAUAUGUAUAUAUAUUCGCCCGUGUAUCCCGACACCAUACAUGACAAUACCUGGGGUGGCUAUGGCAGCAUCGCACCGGCGUAUAAAAGUUCGGAUCAGCAUCUUCACUCUACAGGGUCUGAAAAUACGGUAUUCUGUGUCUCGGACUUCAUGGCCUUAGCCGAUGCGCUCUAUGGUACCGUAGUUGCGCAUCGUUCGCAUGUGAUCGAUAACCUGAUUUGAGCUCGGGGCGAGCGUCGCGAGCCGAAAACGCGUUGUGUCGUGGGCCGAGACCUUGAGUAUGUCUCUUUAGAGCCCUCGCUUAUCGAGAGCCAGCAAUACGGGC